Anas platyrhynchos (mallard) is the source of this 3216-nucleotide messenger RNA. The record is from RefSeq and is a predicted model, not a curated record. NCBI's taxonomy places the organism in Eukaryota, Metazoa, Chordata, Aves, Anseriformes, Anatidae.
CGAGCCCAACUCCCGAUGGGGACACCCAAGACCAAACUGGACGAGGCCCUGGGCAGGGGUUGGCCCUGGAAAACCCUCAGGGCGCCGCCCCCGCCAGCCCAGGACUACAACUCCCAGCAGCCCCCGCGGCGGCGCCUCAGCAGCGGCGGGACGAGGCGGGACGCGGUGAGGCGAGGCGCGGCCAUGGCGGGGGCGCUGGAGCCGUACCUGGACUCGCUGCGGCGGGAGCUGCAGGCGCCCGGCCCCGCCGCCUUCUCCGUGCUGCUGGCGCUGCUCCUGGUCGCCCUCACGCUCCUGCUCUGGAGGCUCGCGCAGGCCGGGAGGAGCGGCCGCAGGGCCGUGCUGCUGCUGGGGCUGUGCGACGCGGGCAAGACGCUGCUGUUCGCCAGGCUGCUGACGGGCAAGUACCGGGACACGCAGACGUCGAUAACCGACAGCUCUGCCGUCUACAGGGUCAGCAGCGACAAGAACGCUAAUGUGACUUUAAUCGACCUCCCAGGCCACGAGAGCCUGCGGCUUCAGUUCCUGGAGAGGUUCAAGGCUGCAGCCAGAGCCAUUGUGUUUGUGGUGGACAGCGUAGCUUUCCAGCGGGAGGUGAAGGAUGUGGCAGAGUUCCUGUACCAGGUCCUGGUCGACAGCACAGUGCUCAAAAACGCGCCCGCACUGCUGAUAGCUUGCAACAAGCAAGAUGUCACAAUGGCAAAAUCAGCAAAACUUAUUCAACAGCAGCUGGAGAAAGAGCUCAACACCUUACGAGUGACCCGCUCUGCAGCCCCCACCAGCCUGGAUGGCUCCGCCGUAGGGGGCCCCGCUCAGCUGGGAAAGAAGGGCAAGGACUUUGACUUCUCCCAGCUGCCAAUGAGGGUGGAGUUUGUGGAGUGCAGCGCCCGUGGCAGCAAGGGAGAGGAGGGAGAUGCUGACUUCGAGGGCCUUGAGAAGUGGCUGGCCAAGAUCGCUUGAAUGGAGAAGGGCAGGGCAGGAGGGAGAGAUGUGGGGAGGCUGGGUGGGUGGGACACGUGGAGAGUGAAAGGAAAGAGAUGGUUUGAGGCGCUUAAAUCUCAUCUUGUAGAAGAUACUUCUGGAAAUUUCUUCUAGAAAAAGCUGGAAACAAGCAUUGCGGUGUCUUCCUCUGCUGCUUAUGGCCUUGGGAGUAAUGUAAUAUCUGGUGUGAUUUCUCUGACUGUGUCCAUCACGCUGCAACCUUUUUUUGCUCUUCCUUCUUCCUUCAUCUUUCUCUGGGAUGCUUACCCUAUGGGCUUCUGUGUUUCCUUGAAGUGUUUGGUCUUUUCAUGUGACAGCUGCCAGGCAAAUUAGGGACAAGAGCACUGCCAGGUGAGUCUUCUAGGGACUGGAAUCUUUGUCCUUUUCUGCUUUGGUUUAGCGUUGCAUCCCUGUUACUUCUGCUUACUUACCUGCUGCCCUGGCAAAGUACACAGACUCUUUCUGUUGUGCAGUUGCUGAGGCGAGUAAAAAAAGCUGUUUUCCUCCAUCUCCUACCUCCCCAUUCUUCCAGACUGGUGCAGUCCAGUUUCUGUGGGACUGGAGCGACUUAAUAAAUCCCCAAAGCAGGCUGGCUCAUCUACCUCUGUCACUGUGCACUGCCGGUGUCUGGCUGCGGUGCCUUUGUCCUUGGGUGAUUUCUUCUGUUGGAUGGUUCUUGGGAGUUUUUCUUUUAAAUGGGGGCUACGACCUGAAAGCUUGUUUCCCUCUCCUCUGACAGACAUGAAUGCACGCUUUCCAUAUGAUAGUUACAGAAGGGUCUUGGCUUCAAGCAAUGAGGAAGAGGCAUUUUUAGAUAGAUGCCUAUGUUGUUGGUGAGAUUUGUCAUGCCAGAUUGUUUGUUGUGCAAUCCCCUGCCCGUCUCCUCCCUAGUGACUGCAAUAAAGAGACCUUUUUGUGUUUGUAAUCAGCAGUUGCAACAAAGUGAGAGAGAAUAUUGGGCAGGUAGCACACUCAUGUGCGAGCGUGAUUCCUCCCUGAAAAAAGAUGCUUGGUGCAGAAGGAAAUGUGAUUUUUUUCCAGUGUUUCUUUGUGGUGGUUGAAGCCAAAGUGCUGCUGUAUGCGUGCUCUCACUCAGAGAGUGCUUGUUGCUCUGGCUCUUGCAGCGGCUUGGCUGCCUAUUUGGAGGCUGGAAGUGAUGGUGGUGGUAUCUUAACUCAGCAUACGUUAGACCUCAACUUUCCAAAGGACCCUUGCUCUUGCCAGGAGUGUUGGUUAUCCAAAGGGAAAUGUUGCAGCAGCGUUAGUGCUGGCCAUGUGGGAGAUGAGACCCUGGUGUCAUGCGGGCUAUUCGGCUUCCCUUUCCUGAACAACAAACAGCCUUAAAACACCAGGCAGUCACCCUGCCCAGCAGCUUUGUCCUUUGUUAGGGUACUAGCUCAGCAUGGCUUUUCUGUGAGGAUGAUUGCUUUCUAGGAUGCCGUACUGGAUUUGCAAGGUCUUAUUGCAUUGAAGCUUUUCCUCCAUUUUUCUUGCUUCCUCUUGUUUGAGGGAAGGAGGGACUGAAUGGUUCCUGAUAGAGCUUUUCUGUCCUCUGCAGACAUCUCUGGUUUGAUGCUUCCUUAAUCGCUCAACUGGUGUGUUAUGUUCUUCUCCCUUCUUUCUGGGCAUCCUCUGCCUCCCUGUCGCAUUCUCAAGGGUUAGUAGUGAUGGGAAGAGCAAGAACAGCCUUUUCUGCAAAGACCUGUGCUUGCGAUGGGGCUGGGCCUGGCACUUGUAGUCUUGUGAACCUGGUGUGUCUUUGUGGGCACCUGGCCCUUUCCUCUGCAGCUGGGAGUGCUUGGGGGUGGUCCUGAGCAAGGAAGGGGCUGUGGCCUCCUGUGUAGGGGAAGCUCCAGGCUGGCUGGUGACUGCAAGGGAGAGCUGAGGUGAGGCUGGCCUCCAGACCAAGCCAGGAGGUGUUGUGUCCCUAUGGGAGGUGGGGAGGCUUAUAUUGAUGAAGUACCUUCUAUCUAUCCUUCUAUUUGCAGCCAGACCAUUGCUGCAUCUUGUUUUGCGUGAACUCUCUUUGCUGGAGCCCCUUCACAGGACACCGUAUUUCAAUCCAUAAUGCUGAAAGGAGAAUAUUGCUGUCUUUGGGUGGUAACUCUGUAUAGAGCCUUCUUCCAAAGCGGAGGCUGAGCAUCAGCUUCUGGUAGGAGAAGGUAGUUCAAGGCCACAACCGCUUUUAAGUUAUUCUUUCAUAAAUAUAUUCCUUUAAUAAAAAAAAAAAAAAGU